CGGGGCCCUGACGGGCAUCCCCAGCUGCCACCGCCAUGGCGGAGACGGUGCCGCCAGUGGAAGCCUAUGAAGCCGCCAUGGUGCUGAGCGGGGUGGGGGACGCACUGGGCUACCGGGGGGGCCGCUGGGAGUACUGCACCUCCGGGCCCCACAUCCACGCCGAGCUGGCCCAGCUCGGGGGGCUGGAGGCUAUCACCCUCGAGCCCCCCGAGUGGCCUGUCAGCGACGACACCGUCCUCCACCUCGCCACCGCCGAGGGCCUGGCCACAGGCCUGGAGGGGGAACCUCUGCUGCAGGAGCUGGCUCGCCGCUACGUGGCCGCCAUGGGGGACAUGGAGGGGCGCAAGCCGGGGCCCACCAGCAUCCUGGGCACCUCCCAGCUGCGGCCAGGGGAGCCCGAGGGCUAUCGCAUCCCCUUCAACCCCACCGGUACCGGCUGCGGGGCCGCCAUGCGCAGCCUGGCCAUCGGCCUCAGGUACCCCCGCGCUGCGGAGCUGCCGACGCUGAUCCGCGUGAGCAUCGAGAGCGGGCGCAUGACCCAUCACCACCCCACCGGCUACCUGGGGGCGCUGGCCGUGGCCCUCUUCGGGGCGCUGGGGGCGCGAGGGGAGCCCCCACAGCGCUGGGGGGCCGAGCUGCUGCGCGUUCUGCCCCUGGCCUGGGACUACGUGGAGGGCACCGGGGUGGCCGUCGGGGACAACGCCGCCGCCUGGCCCUUCUUUGGGGAUGCCUGGCACCGGUACCUGGAAUCCCGGGGACUCCUGGAGGGCGGUGGCCCACUGAAGGUGCCACUGCUCCAGUCCCCGGCUGAGCGGGAUGCAGCGUACCUGGGCUGGGCGCUGGAAGGGUGGCCGGGCCGCAGCGGCCACGACGCACCCAUGGUGGCCCUGGAGGCCCUGCUGGCAGCUGGCGGCUCCUGGGAAGACCUGUGUGCCAGGGGGGUGCUGCACGGUGGGGACAGUGACUCCACGGGGACCAUUGCUGCCGGGUGCUGGGGGCUGCUGGGGGGGCUGGCGCCCAUCCCCCCCGGGCUGCACCGCGGCCUCGAGUACCGCGGGCGGCUGCGCGAUGCUGCCCACCGCCUCCACGCGCUGGCCUGGGGGACACGCUGAGGAUCCCCUGCCGUCCCCCUGCUGGGAAAGCCCCCAGGGUGCAGUGGGGACCUUCAGGGGGUCCUGGAGGGGCUCGAGAAGGGUCUUGGGGGGGGUCAGCUGGGACCUUCAUGGGAUGCUGGGGGGCUCAGGAGGGUCCAUGAGGGUCAGCAGGAGACCCCAGAACCUCCUCGAGGAGCCCCAGUCACCCUCCCCCCAGUAAAAAUGUGACCCCUCCGAGUCACUCUGUGUCCAGGUUUGUGCCCUGGGUGGGAUCCCCCCCCCCAAAGUCAAGUCUGCUCCAGGCCAAGUUCUGGCCCCCCCAGAAGGCUCCUGGAAAUUGAACACCUCGGGGGGCCUUUUCCUGGACUCUCUCCCAGUAAGUCCAGCUCUCAUGUACUGGUGGGGCAGGACUGAUGGCACCUGGUUGAAGGACACACAGGGUGGUGGGUCGCAGGGUGGUGGGUCGCAGGUUGGUGGGUCCCAGGGUAGUGGGUUGCAGUGUGAUGGGUCCCAGGGUGGUGGGUCCCAGGGUGAUGGGUCCCAGGGUGGUGGGUUGUAGUGUGAUGGGUCCCAGGGUGAUGGGUCCCAGGGUGGUGGGUUGCAGUGUGAUGGGUCCCAGGGUGAUGGGUUGCAGGGUGGUGGGUUGCAGUGUGAUGGGUCCCAGGGUGGUGGGUCCCAGGGUGAUGGGUCCCAGGGUGGUGGGUUGCAGUGUGAU
Chroicocephalus ridibundus (black-headed gull) is the source of this 1809-nucleotide messenger RNA. RefSeq names its product ADP-ribosylhydrolase ARH1-like. The coding region runs from base 36 to 1112 and encodes 358 amino acids. The transcript is spliced from 7 exons. NCBI's taxonomy places the organism in Eukaryota, Metazoa, Chordata, Aves, Charadriiformes, Laridae. The record is from RefSeq and is a predicted model, not a curated record.